AUGGGGGACAUGAAAACCCCAGACUUUGACGACCUGUUGGCUGCUUUUGACAUCCCCGAUCCAACCAGCCUCGAUGCCAAGGAGACCAUCCCGUCGGCCGGGGAGGAGAACGAGAAUCACCUCAAGUCGUCAGGAAUCUGUAUAGAUGAGAACGUGUCCUUAUCCCACUCUUUGCCUCCCUCUGACGCUCCAGUUGUGAGCGUGAUAGUGAAGAACACGAGUCGCCAGGAGUCCUUCGAAGCAGACAAGGAGGGGAAUCACCUUGGGCCUGGCCUGCUGCACAAUGGGUUUCGUGGGUCCGAUCUGCCAUCAGAGGCUCAUGCUUUGGUGCAUAGUUAUGGCAAGUUUGAGUCGACUUUUAUCAAUGGCGACAGCUCGAGGAGUUACUCCGAGAAACUGGACCAGGCCAAGUCAGAGCCCUUGCCAACUUUUAGUCAGUUUAGCCCCAUUUCCAGCCCUGAACCAGAGGAUGCGUUCAAAGAGAACAGUAUUGGUGAUAAACCCAAACAUGCUCAAACUCCGUAUUUUCCACCACCUUCGAUGUACAUACCGACAGGAGCUUCAGUGCUAGAUCAUCUGAGGAAGGUGCCAGAGCCCGAAUUAAGCAUGUUUGAUCAGUACUGUAAAAAGGAACAAAAGAUGGAAAUCCACUGCCCACCAGAGAAUAGGCUGGAAAUGAGCAGGAGAGAACAAGACAAAGCUCCGCAGAGGUUUGCAGACUCAGGCAAGGACUUGGUAGAUACCAACAGCUUUCUUGGGGAAGGCUUGGUGUUUGGAGACCUCUCUCACAAUAAUUUAGGAGAAAGUAAAGGGUCUGUGCCUGACCUGAAUGUGUCUCCAUCGGUACCGCCUCGUCAGAGGUUAAAGCCAACUCACUCGAAGUUGUCAUCCUGUGUGGCAGCGUUGGUAGCUCUUCAGGCCAAAAAGGUUGCAUGUAUUCCCAAAGGUGAUCAGCCAAACCUUACCAAGGAACCUGGUCCUUUCAAAGACGGGACGAAGGGAAGUCCAAAAAUGCCCAAGUCACCAAAGAGUCCCCGAAGCCCCUUAGAGGUGGUGAGGAAGGCCAGCAAGCAGCCCGAGAGCCCUCGAAGCGUGUGCAGUGACAGCAGCGGGAAAGGCUCUCCAUCCAUGGCGGCUGGCUCUCCGCCAGCUAUUCCCAAAGUUAGGAUAAAGACCAUCAAGACAUCCUCUGGUGAAAUUAAAAGGACAGUAACAAGGAUUUUGCCAGAAAACGAUGAGCUGGGCAAAUCUUCGGAGGAGUUACCUCUGGAAACCUCAUCCACUGAAGAGUUUAUCAAAUCUUUCCCCUCUCCCGACACGAGUGCAGUUGCGGAAAGCGAGGCUGGCAAGACUUCAACCAAUAACGAGGCCACUGUGGCCAUCCAACUGUCGAAUGCAACAAGCCCUUACACGGACGGCGCGAAAGUAGAUCUCACCAUGUGCACCGUGUCCUUAUCUCCGCUGCCAAACUGCAGUGGCGCCGUAAAAGCGGCCUUCAAGAAGCAGCAGGGUGUUGGGACACAGCCGGCCAACACAACCACCUCCAGCCUUCUCCCCAAAGCUGUGCACUUGGCAAAUCUCAACUUGGUCCCACACAGCGUCGCCGCUUCUGUGGCGGCCAAGUCGUCCGCGCAGAGGAGGAACCAGACACAGGUGACACAGAUGUCGGUGCCACUUGUGCACCAGGUCAAGAAAGCAGCUCCCGUCGUUGUGGAGGCAUUUAAUAAAGUCCUGCACGGUGCCAACCCGGUGCCAACAUAUACUCCGAACCUUAGCCCUCCUCCUGACACCAGUAUUAAUUUGCCUGCCUCUGGGUAUUGUUGCCUGGAAUGCGGGGACUCCUUUGCCUUAGAGAAAAGCCUGACUCACCACUAUAGUCGCCGGAGCGUUCACAUCGAAGUCGCGUGCACUCAGUGCUCAACCACGCUCCUCUUUUUUAACAAGUGUAGCCUGCUCAAGCACGCGCGAGAUCAUAAAAGCAAAGGGUUCAUCAUGCAGUGCUCGCAGCUGCUGCUGAAGCCAAUUGCCGUCGACCAAAUGUUUUCGUCUUCUCCCGCGAGCUCGCCGCCGGCCUCUCUGGCUCCUCAGACUUUUCGUUCGCCCUCUCCCUCACGGAAGCCGGGCGUCGNGAUCCCUCCUGCCGCUACGCCGGCCAUGCCUCUCUAUACGGACCCGUUGAGCCUAAUCCGUCACGGACUUAAGUGUUUAGAGUGUAACAAGCAGGCGCAGGAUUACGUCGCUUUAGCAGCUCAUUACCAGAGAACCUCAGAAGAUAAUGAGAGGCUGACGUGUCAAGUGUGCCAGAUGAUGCUGCCCAACCAGUGCAGUUUCUGCGCUCACCAGAGGAUCCACGCUCACAAGUCUCCGUACUGCUGCCCCGAGUGCGGAGCCGUCUGCCGCUCCGCCUAUUUCCAAACUCACGUCAAGGAGAACUGCCUGCAUUACUCUCGCAAAGUCGGAUUCAG
This is a messenger RNA of Apaloderma vittatum (bar-tailed trogon), 2465 nucleotides long. RefSeq names its product zinc finger protein 592 (gene ZNF592). The record is from RefSeq and is a predicted model, not a curated record. The transcript has 3 exons. The annotation marks the transcript as partial. Lineage: Eukaryota; Metazoa; Chordata; Aves; Trogoniformes; Trogonidae.